Molecule: messenger RNA, 2196 nt
Organism: Trypanosoma theileri
Lineage: Eukaryota; Euglenozoa; Kinetoplastea; Trypanosomatida; Trypanosomatidae
Product: leishmanolysin
Exons: 1
Coding region: 1-2196 (731 amino acids)
Biological process (GO): proteolysis; cell adhesion
Cellular component (GO): cytoplasm; membrane
Molecular function (GO): metalloendopeptidase activity
Source: RefSeq, a predicted model, not a curated record
AUGAAUACUCCGUGCGCGCGCGCCGUGGUGAGCCGCUAUUCUCCGCACCCUCGGGUGCUCACGCUCCUGCUGCUGCUGCUGCUGUGCUGUACGGCCGGGUGCCUUGCCGCAGGUCACCACCGCUGCAUGCACGACCAGAUGGUCCAGAGAAGCGAGCAGAUGGCGGUUGUGCGGGAGAUACCCCGCAAGGGGCAGGGCGCCGUGCAGGCAUACACCGCCAGUGCUGCUAUCACCGAAGAGGAAAAGGAUAAGCUAAACUGGACGCCAAUCCGCAUCAAGGCAUUUACGAGGGACCUGGAAGACCCAAAAAAGUAUUGCACAGCCGCUGGGGAAGUAAUUUGGAAUAACGGUUUCCAGAGGAUAGUCUGUACUUACGGUGGCAUUUUGACGGUGAGGAAGAAAAGGAUCAUCCUGGAGCAAGCUCUCCCCGCGGCAAUUAAAAUGCACGCUGAGCGUAUUUCUGUGGUGCGGGAGACGGGCAUUGUUAAGGUGCCAAGGGAAGACAUAGGGCACUGCAGUGGUUUCCAUAUCCCUGAGGAGCACCACACAAUUGGGCUUCAGGAUGCUGAUAUGCAUCUCUACGUCGCCGCUUUGCAGUGCAGGAGCGAGAGUGCGUGGGCGAUAGCGUGCGGCCAUUUGAAGACGAAUGGCCGUCCCUUUAUUGCCGCCGUCAACCUGGAUCCCAGACGUGUGGAGCCCACGAGUUCGUACGUUCGCGUGGUAGCGCACGAAAUUGGGCAUGCUCUUGGUUUUGACUCUGCUAUGUUUCCUCGCCUGGGUAUGAUGGGAACCUUUUUUGGCGUGCGGGGAAGGGAAUUUGUGUGGAUGAUAAACACUUCUAAGGCGAAGGAGGUGGCGCGAAAUUAUUUCAACUGCCCCAAUGCCUCUGGACUGGAAAUGGAGAGCACAGGUUGGGGAUCUGCUUCACACUUUUCAAUUCGCGUCGCGAAGGGCGACAUGAUGGGGCCUGGAUACAGUCCUCUGGUCUACAGCGAACUGUCACUCGCAGUGUUCGAUAGCAUGCCAUUUUACAAAGCUAAUUUCAGUAUGGCCGAACCACUGGUGUGGGGUAAGAACGCCGGCUGCGACUUUCUGGAGAAGAAGUGCCUGGAAAAUGGUGUGAGCCCUAACCCCGAGUUCUUCUGCAACAAGUUUCGUUCAACGAACAUAGACUUCUGCACACCCGAUCGUAUGGGUCUUGGGUAUUGCACACUGAAAGCUCAUUACAGGAUACUUCCCAAGCAUUUCCAGUACUUCAAAAAACUUUUUUGGGGUGGCGAUUUAAGCGCGUUGGACUACUGUCCUUAUGUUGAGCCAUACGGUUAUACCAGGUGCGCUACAAGCUUGUACCUACAAUCCCGUGGAAGCUUUAUUGGCGAAAACGCACGUUGUGUAAAAGGCGUCGAGCUAAAUUUUUCGGGACAGCCUAUUGGUGAUGUGUGCGUGAAUACCAAGUGCGACAAUGGCACUCUGAGCGUGCAGUUUCUGGGUGAUGGUGAUGAUGAGUGGCACGUAUGUAAGGAGAAGGAGGAAAUCAUUCCGAAUAAGGCAAACUGGUCAGGAAAGAUUAUCUGCCCCAGGUACGACGCGGUGUGCACCAAGAUCCCCGACAUCACUAUUCCUCUGAAAGAGAUACCUUACCAGGAUGGCGACGACAAACCUGCUCCUGGAAACAUUACGUGGAACAUGACUGAAACUCCCAGUUCCGAUCCUUUGCCCCAUCCAGCGCCAGAACCAACCGUGGAAACUGUUGGGGCACCACAUGUUGAGAAAGAACCAAGUUCGUCUUAUCCUAAUGUACCCGCUGACUCAUCGGGACCCACAGAUACGACCACACCGGUGCAGAGAGAUGUUUUUGAGAAGGAAAGGAUUGACUCUCCGACAUCCACUGCUCAUUCUGAAACGAUGCUCGACCAAAACGAAAAUCACCAUGAGAGGCUGGAUGGCAGUCAACAUGGAUCUGGCUCAGACGUUCUUACUCCUCAGACAAACUCAGAUGGGAACACGGUUGAGCGAAACAGUGAUGCAAGAGACAACGGGGUAGCCAACGGUGGUGGCGUACGCUCUGUGGCCAGCCAUGGUGAUCUGCUGACGCUGAACAUUGGUGUUGGCGAUGGCAGUGUGACUCCUGCUGGGCAUGCACCCCUUUUGCUUCUCGCCCUCGCCAGCGUUGUCGCUGUGGUGGUGCCUUUGUGA